Molecule: messenger RNA, 585 nt
Organism: Pichia kudriavzevii
Lineage: Eukaryota; Fungi; Ascomycota; Pichiomycetes; Pichiales; Pichiaceae
Exons: 1
Coding region: 1-585 (194 amino acids)
Source: RefSeq, a predicted model, not a curated record
AUGGGCAUUCCAGAUCCAAGACAAGACCCGGUGCUUCUUAGGGAGCAUCAGUUCCGAAGCACGCUUGAGAGAGAACUAGUUGUUCCAGAGGAGACCCACUCCUUUGUCCCUGUGCGAGAGCAGGGGUUGGGGCUGAUGAACUACGACCUUGUGGACCCGCAGCGGCUCACGAACGAGGGGGCCCUUAAGAGAGAUACAGUUAAGUCGGCAGUGGGGGUGCUGACUAGCGGGACGGUGGUUAUGAUAGUCGUCGUGGUAAUGGUGGUGAUAGGAUACGUUGUGUACCGGAGCAUCUACAGGAGGGCCGUCUACAGCGGCCGCGAGCUGAGAACGGUGGAUAAGGCCCAACAUGAUGAGGAGGCUGGCCUGUACGGGCAUCACCUUGGCCAUGGUGGUCCCGCUGGUGAACGUGUGGUGCUCUACACCCCCCGAGAGUCGAGCUGUCUCAACACCACGUCGUCGUCUUCGUAUGUGUGUGAGAGCUCUGCCUCUCUUGGAGGCUCGUGUUCCUCGAUGCAAGAGAUGGACCUCGAUUUGGGGUUGGAAUUGAAUAUGGACCUCAGAAUCGUUCAGAGACAGACAUAA